Molecule: messenger RNA, 540 nt
Organism: Thermothielavioides terrestris NRRL 8126
Lineage: Eukaryota; Fungi; Ascomycota; Sordariomycetes; Sordariales; Chaetomiaceae
Exons: 4
Coding region: 63-347 (94 amino acids)
Source: RefSeq, a predicted model, not a curated record
CUCUCCAGAAUCACCGAACACAACGCAACGAAAGCAAACGCUCUCCGCUCAAUUCGCACACCAUGUUUGCGACGCGGUCUCUGCGGAUGUUCCGUCCCACGGUUCGCAUGAUGCGGCCGGUACCGAAGGAGGAGCAGGCUGCGCACACAGUCUCGCAGCGUCUGCGGCGCCUGAGGCAUAUCCCGCCCGAGUUGAUUCCGCUUGGCGUCGUCGUCACGUUUGGCGUCUCCGCUGCCAUCUACUCGAGCAGCCGCCACCUGAUGGUCGACAAGAACCUCCGCCUCAAGAGGCAAAACCGCGCGGCGGAUGCCCACCAGGAUCAUCAGUCCUCGGAGGAGCACCACUAGAGGAGGGGAGGCGCAUGUGAAGGGUGGUUGAAGUGUGUGCUUUGAACUUAGAUCGUCGGACACUUGUACAUUGAAGGGCAGCUCGAGCUGGUUGGAAGGAAUGUCGGCAUGGUUACCUGCAAGGUGGUUGCAGCGCUUGCCUCGGACGUGUCAAUCAAACGUGCAUUUCCUUGCUAAUUUAGAAAAAAACUGU